AUCUUGUUUUCUCAAGGCGAUGAAUGCUGUCCCUUUUAAAAAUGGCUGCCUCCUUGACUUGUCAUUAUUUAAGAAAUGUUCAUCGCACUAUUGCGGUUCUCCGUUGUAAUGCUCUUACAUCAAGUUACUGUCGACAAUAUACCACUAGCUGUAAAGGAGUCCAGUAUUACAGGAAACCGAGAAUAGCUGUUGCCCCAGAUGGCAAUUCAAUUAUAUGCUGGCACCCAGAACCUGAAUUUCCAUAUGAAUAUUCACAGCCUAUGCCAAGGGAGGAAGGGGAGGCAGCUCAGGGGGAGACACCACUCAAAGUUAAUUUUCUGGUAGAGGAGAAAUUAAAAAUGAGACCUGAUGGCCCAACAGACAACGAGUUGAGCAAUAUGUUCUUCACAACCAAACAUACGUGGAGACCAAGGCCACGUGAGGACAAAUUGAAGCCCAAGAAUAUUCCAGUGGAUAGAGAUGGUCUGUGAAUGUUUUGUUCAUUGGCAUUAAGGAUGCAUCAGACCAUCUCGUGUAGAUAAAAUAAACUCACAGUCUGACAAAAUAAGUUGAUAAUUGUAUGUGGCAUGAGGAGAGUGGUCAAGAAAAGGUUAACUGAUGGCUGCAAUGGACUUGAGCUAAAUACCAGACAUCACUGAGUUCUUUCUUCAAAAAUGGGUCUUUGUCCUCAACUAAGUGUUUGUAACUAUUAUACCGUAAAUUUUUAAGUGUAAGUUGCAACUUUUUAGCCAGCUUUAAACUCUGUGGCUUAACAUCGAUGUGACAAGUUAAAAACUGUACUAAAGUUACAAGAGAAUGAUGAAGUUUAUAUAUGACUAUUUGGAUUCAAAAUUAUCGUGAACAGCAAACAUACUAAUGUAAAAGAAUUGGUUGCUGGGGUUUUUUGUUUUUGUUUUGUUUUUUUAUUUUUUGACAUGUUAGCAAAGGCCAAAGCAAGAGACAAUAAAAUACAAAAGAGGU
This is a messenger RNA of Pomacea canaliculata, 960 nucleotides long. RefSeq names its product 39S ribosomal protein L42, mitochondrial-like. The record is from RefSeq and is a predicted model, not a curated record. NCBI's taxonomy places the organism in Eukaryota, Metazoa, Mollusca, Gastropoda, Architaenioglossa, Ampullariidae. The coding region runs from base 24 to 470 and encodes 148 amino acids. The transcript has 6 exons. Gene Ontology annotation, cellular component: mitochondrial large ribosomal subunit.